Molecule: messenger RNA, 441 nt
Organism: Humulus lupulus (European hop)
Lineage: Eukaryota; Viridiplantae; Streptophyta; Magnoliopsida; Rosales; Cannabaceae
Product: peptidyl-prolyl cis-trans isomerase FKBP15-3-like
Exons: 6
Coding region: 1-441 (146 amino acids)
Molecular function (GO): peptidyl-prolyl cis-trans isomerase activity
Source: RefSeq, a predicted model, not a curated record
AUGGCAGCCACGACCUCACUCCAUAGACCACCAUGCUCAUCACUUCGGCCACCACUAGCCCCACCACCGGCCUCCAGGCGUGACCACCCAAAGUGGUUUGAAACUACGGCUGAAACCAAUGAGGAAGGAAAGUGGUUCCAAAUUCCUCCCUAUCUAAAUACCAAUGGUAAAAAAGCUCAACCAGGAAAGCAAGUAAGUUUCCACUACAUUGGCAAGCUAAAGAAUAAUGGUAAACAGUUCGACUCAAACGUGGGAAGAGCACCAUUUAAGUUCCGCUUAGUUCUUUACACUCUUACUUCCAUUUUGCCAGGCAUGCGUGUUGGGAACAAGAGAAGGCUUACCAUUCCACCAGAGAUGGGUUAUGGACGCAAGGGAGCAGUUGGUGCAAUUCCUCCAAAUUCGUGGCUUGUGUUUGAUGUUGAGUUAAAUGAUGUUCGUUAA